Messenger RNA from Tilletiaria anomala UBC 951, 1881 nucleotides. RefSeq lists its product as uncharacterized. The coding region runs from base 49 to 1803 and encodes 584 amino acids. The record is from RefSeq and is a predicted model, not a curated record. The transcript is spliced from 2 exons. NCBI's taxonomy places the organism in Eukaryota, Fungi, Basidiomycota, Exobasidiomycetes, Georgefischeriales, Tilletiariaceae.
UCUAAAAGCGUGAAAGAAAGGGGAGAGUGUAUCAGUCAAAGACCGGCCAUGUCUUGGAGGGAAAACGCUUGGCGAGAGAGGCCAAAGGAGCAAAGCACGCCGUCCGAGGCAAGCACGUCUGAGCGCGCGUCCAAGCUCUUCGAGGCCGCUCGUACGGCCAGUCGGACACCGUCGAGCUUCGCGAAACAGAACCCCGCUGGCAACAAGCAAUUUCGGCAUCGGCAGGUCUACAAGGAUCCAUUCGAUGAGCCAUUGCCUGACCCUAAGGGAAAGGCGAAAGCGGUUCCGUCCAACGGUUACGAAGAUGACUACGACGCCGUGGACCAUCGCAAAAAGGAAUCCCCGCCCCCGCCAAAGUCCUUGACGCUCCACGAGCUACUCAAGCUCCUCACGACGCCCGCGUCGACCAUCAAUUCGAACUAUCAAAGUGAGCAAUUUACACAGUUCCAAACGUCGACAUCAUCGCCCACAUCGUUGCUCACCAUGCGUGAAGCAAUGCCCGUCGCUGGCAAGCUCUUCAGCAAGGGCUACAAUAGGACGACGAAACUAGCACAGCUCAGCAUGAUCAUCCUGCAAGAGCUAGGCAUCGAAGGAGAAGAGAUGCGCGCCAAGACGCUCAGAGCCAUCAAAGGUGCCGAAGCAGUACCCCAGAGACGAGGCAUCAAGCGCGCAAGUGGUGCGAAGGGAGCUUCGAGAGCGGGCGCUGCCGCCGGCAGUUUUGGUGCGGAGGAUAGUGGGAAUGCAACCGGUGGCGUUGGCGCCUCGUCUCCAAAUAAGCGACAACGCCUACAGUUCACUCCGAGCUCGAUUGGGAAAGACUGGGGCGACGUGCCUCCAUCCUCAUCUACUGCCUCAGGUUAUGCCAAAGCUGGUGCUGACGCAGGCGACUCGUCCGGCGAACUGUUCGAGUAUCAGUUCAACGAGGUGCUCGAAGAGCCGUGGCUAAGGGGAAAAUAUGUCCUGGUCAACCGCGCACCGGUCAUGACGGCAUGGGCGACUGUAAUUCUAGAAAAGCUUGGGUUUCAGACGGAUGAAGCCCUCAGCUUAGGUGGGUGGCCCAUGUUGCUUUGUCUGGUAUCGACCUCCCUUACACACUUCGCGCCUUACCUUGACAACCUCUUCUGUUCGUGCACAGCCCAUUGCUAUGUCAACGCCACCUCGACCGCUCGCGGAGUAUCAAUUGGCGUGCUACCGGCCUCUGCAGCCAAAGAGAAAGAAUCGCAGCGCGUUGGAACGAACCAACCGCAUUUUGAGCUGAUGGGCCUGCGUAUACCCGUCAUGCAGCUGCAGAAUGGUGCUUAUCGCGGUAUCAGCAAGGGCGAGGUGGUUGGGCCUGACAAGGCCUGGAAUUAUCUCCGUAACUCGAUGUACCAAACGCUUCCAAUCGUCAUGGGCGCCUUGAACCUGCUCGCCGAUUCGUAUCUCGAAGUGAAGCCAGGGGAUCCGGCAAAGCCCCAGUCUGAAAUAGAGGAAGAGGCAGAAACCAUUGCCCCCCCAGGCCCAGCUGAUGAAUCCAGCGCAGACGCGGACGCCGGCCCGCAUUUGAACGCCGACAAGCUGCACGUCCUCGCAUAUUCCCUCUACACCGAGUUUCGGCCAGAGACCGGAGGGCAGUGGGGCAAGAAAGCGACGCUGCAUGUCGAUAAAAUCCUAGAGCUGCGCAAACACAUCGUGGAUGCGCAAGAAGGAAAAGAACGAGACGCCAAAGAGGAUACGCAAAAUGUCGACACUGACCUUGAAGGCGAGCUUGCAGCAGCAUACGAUUUGGGCUGGAAUCCAGACGAUCUGGGGCUUUCAGGAUGAAGGAGCAGAGAAGAUGGAUGGCUGACAUUGUGCAGCCGUCACGCUUCGACUUUGGACUGUAUGAAAUACAUAGAAAGG